Messenger RNA from Paramecium pentaurelia, 1747 nucleotides. The record is from the annotation of a GenBank genome assembly. NCBI's taxonomy places the organism in Eukaryota, Ciliophora, Oligohymenophorea, Peniculida, Parameciidae.
AAUGAACAAGAUUAUUAUUUUGUCAUUGAUGACAGCAUAUGUUGUUGCAAAUAACUUUAACUAUUAUAGAACAUGUUCAAAAGCUGUUUGUGCUGUUCCUUACUAAACUUGUUAAAAUGAUCAUGCUUGUCAAUAAACUUUGGCAAUUUGUGAAGAAAGUAUAUAGUUUAUUAAUAGUUUUAGAAUGUUCAUCUGGAUAAGAGAAUUGCCUCGAAACAUGUCUAUUCAGUUCAAAUUCAUUAACUGUAUAGAAAUUGGCUUUGUGUUCAUUGAAUAACAUGUGUAUGAAUUCAGUUUUAUGUUAAAAUGAUAUCACUUGUCCAAUUACUUGUAAGGAACCAGCAAAAUUGGGAAAUGAUAAAUGUAGUACUCCAUAAGCAUAUGCUACUUAAGAAUGCAUAUCAGAAUUCUUAAUAUAAAUAGGUAGAGAAGAAUGUGCAGAGAGAAAUUGUGUCUGCAAAACAGUAGCAUCUUUAGACAUAUUUAUUGCUGGAUGUUAUUGUUGAAUUAUUAUAAAUAUAAAAUAUCAAAAAUGCUAAAAUAUCAAAAAUCUGAAUGUGUAUCUGAUUACUGUAAUAAUAUAAGAGAUGAGGUAAUAAUCUAAGUAUUAAAAAAGACAAUGUUUCAAUUAUUAGAGUAAAAAGAAUAAUUAGAAAUUAUUCUUUAUCAAUUGAAUUAAAUAAGGUAUUAAAGGAGAAGAAUUAAAAUAUAAUAUAUCAUUUGAGAUUGAAAAUGAACAAAAAAAAUAUUGAACUUGUAGAAGAAUUAAGGCAAAGGAAUUCUAGAUUGAUAGUUAUAAAGUAUUAUAAAAAUGAAUAAGCAAUUAUAAUAGUAAGUUUUGUAGCAUAUAUUAGAAAAAUUAAAAUUUUGAAAAAUAACUUUUAAGCAUAAUUAGGUAUAUCAUAAAUUGAAUAAGAAUUUAAUUUAAUUUGUUAUUAUCUAUAAAAAAAUUUAUAGAAAGAAUUAAGUAAUAAAGAAACUAUAUUGGGUAGACUCAGCAAUGGAUUAGAUGAUGCAAAUAUCUUAAUUAACUAAUUAAAAAAAAAUAUUCAUGAUAUUGAGCCAAAUUUAUAUAACAAAAUAAUUGAACAAUCAUAAAUUAAUACAGAUUAAAAGAUUCAAAUUUAGAUUUUUGAAUAAAUCUUAUUGAAGUAAGAAAUUUAAAUACAGAACUUAGUAAAUAUCUAAGAGUUAAAAAAUUAAAUAUAGUUGUAUUGGAAGAAAAUUAGAGGGAAAUUUUUAUAACAUAGAUUGAUUUUGAAAAAUCAAUUAUUAGAGAUUAAUUGUGCUUUCAUAAAACUUAUAUGAUGUCUAUAUUUUAGAGUUGGAAACACCAGCAAAAAGAUUCAUAUAUAAGGCAAAUGAGAUUAGUGAUAUAGAAGUCUAAGUAUAUAAAUAUUUCAUAUUAACUUUGUCUCAACCAUAAGAAACAUUCAAAAUAAUAAGAUAUUAGUAAGAUUUGCAAAUCUAUAAAAAAAUAAUAUUAAGUAUACUUACAGAUCAUUUUUAAUUACAUCUCAAACUCAAUUAUAAAACAUUUAAACAAAAUGAAAUUACAUUAAUUAUAUAUUUUAUUAUUUUUACAUAUUUAAAAAUCAUAUAAAUGUUAAUUCAAGUAUUAAUUGAGAAUAGAGAAUUAAUCUAUAUUUAUUUCUUAUAAAUAAGAUGUAAUGAUAAUGAUAAUCUAUGUUAUAUUUAAAUUAAAAAAACUAUAAAUAGUAUGUCAUGUGAAAUAUAAGCAAAUUGA